CGGCCGGGAGGGGCGGGCUGUCCGUCUGUCCGUCUGUCUGUCUGUCCUGGGGCGGGUGGCGAUCUGUCCGUUUGGCGGCGGGGAAGGGGAACUACCUGUCCGUCCGUCAGUCUGUCUGUCCACGGAGCGGGGAGGAAGGCUCCCUCCUGAAGGAGCGAGGAGGAGGGCUGUCCGUCUGUCCCGGCAGUGAGCCCCCUCCCAGAGCCCCUCCAUGAGCUCCAAGGCCAAGCGGGUGCUCCCCACCCGCCCUGAGCCGCCCACCGUGGAGCAGCUCCUGGCCGACGUGCGGGGCGCGCCCCCGGCCGACCCCGUCCUCCUGCUCCCGGCUGAGCCCCCCCGGGGCAGCGGCGGUGACCGCGACGGCCCCGUGCCAGGUGAGCCCCGCGGCAGCAGCGGGGAGGAGCGGCUGUACCGGCAGUGCCGCGGCUACGUGGAGAUGAACCGGCGGCUGCGGGAGGCGCGCAGGGAACUGGCGGAGAAACGCGAAGAACUGAGGCGGGCGGGCACGGCGCUGGAACGGGACAUCACCGAGAUGCGGCAGAAGGCGUUCUGAGGUCGGGACGCGGCACGGCCCGGGGGUGUCACCGGGAGCCCCCCCUCCCCCCCCCCGGCUGCUUCCACGUGUUCCCGGCGCACCCACAGCGCCGCGUUUUAGCAGCAGCGCCCGGCCUUCGUCCCCACCACCCGGCCGUGGGAGCAGCUCCGCUCCCCUCCAGCACCAUGGCCGCGCGCCGUGGCUUCGCCUACGACUUUUCCAUCUGGCACUGCCCCGAGGACCACGCCGUCGCCUCCGUCAUCGCCGAGUUCUUGAGGAAAAAGGGAUUCCGGGGCUACGUGGAGCACUGGGACCAGGUGGCCGGCACCUCGGUUGUGCUCAGUGCCACCGAGGCCAUCGGUGCCAGCAGGAUGGGCAUCCUCCUGCUCUCCCCCACAUCCCUGGGGGACGCGUGGUGCCGGCGGGUGUCCGAGUGGAACCUGCAGCACGUCGUGGAACGCGGAGGCACCAGGGUGCUCCCCGUGUGCCUGGGGGUGAGGAAGGAGGAGAUGCCGCCCUUCCUGCAGCACCUCACCCAGCUGCAGUACCAGACCCCGUUCUUCUUCGAGCGGCUGCUGCGGAGCCUGGCAGCAUCCCGGGCCCUGCCUGGAGAGCCGAGGAGAGCUGGAGCUGAGAGCUGAGGGGCAGCUGGUGGCGGUGGGUGGGGGUCUGGCGGUGCGGUGCUGCUGGGAGCAGAGCGGUGUCAGACUGCACGUAAAGGUGGUGGGAACAGGACACUGUGCUGGGUGCGCACCAUGGGACGCUGUGACGGUGCCCCUGGGGCUGUGGUUAUCACAAAUCUUGCGAAAUCCUCAAUAAAGCCCUUCUUGGGGACUGG
This is a messenger RNA of Numida meleagris (helmeted guineafowl), 1373 nucleotides long. RefSeq names its product chromosome 27 C19orf25 homolog (gene C27H19orf25). The coding region runs from base 212 to 553 and encodes 113 amino acids. The transcript is spliced from 3 exons. The record is from RefSeq and is a predicted model, not a curated record. NCBI's taxonomy places the organism in Eukaryota, Metazoa, Chordata, Aves, Galliformes, Numididae.